AUGGACGAGGAGAAACCACCUGACCCUCCUGAUAAAUCCCCACAAUAUGAAACCGAAUCAAUCCUCACGAUUAUCCUUCCUCCCAACACCCCGGAAUCUGAAACAAUGGAGUUAGAAACCGCGAACAGCAGGAAACGACAUGCCGGCUCCCCACCUAUCUCCCAGAAUAAUCCCCCAAAAUUGGCAAAAAGUACGCACGGUAGACAGUGCUACACGGCCAGGGAUAACCCCCCAUAUAUAGUUUAUGUAUCCCUUAAGGAUUCCCAGACGUCUGGAACCACGCUACACCCUGUUAAGUUUGGGAUGUUUUUAAUGAAACACAACAUUAACAAUGUUAAAAUUGGUGGUGUCAAACGGCUGGGUAGGAAUAGAGUAUCGGUCGAGUUUGUGUCUCACCAGGAUGCAAACAGUUUCUUAGUGAACGGUAUGGUGGCUCAAAACUACGUGACCUCGAUCCCACAGUUUAACAUAACUCGUAUGGGCAUUGUAAGGGACGUCCCUGUCGAGUGGUCAGAGGAUGAAAUAAUUGGUAAUAUCAGGGUUCCCGCCGGGUGUGGGGCUGUGAUAAAAGCUAGGAGGAUGAAUAGAAGAGUUACAUCUACAAAUGGUACUGAAUGGAAGCCUACGCAAACUGUAGUGCUAACUUUCGAUGGUCAAACCCUACCCAAAAAGGUGUUCUGUUUUUAUUCAGCACUGCCGGUGGAAUUGUACUCAUACCCUACCAUACAGUGUUAUAAUUGUUGUCGUUUUGGGCACACCCGCACCCUUUGCCGCUCCAAGCCACGUUGUUUCAGAUGUGGCCAGGAUCAUCCAGGCGAUGGAUGUCAGAUUUCAGCCGAGACUGCCCAUUGUAUCAACUGCAAUGGCAAUCACUUUGCUAACGACAAAGCUUGUCCUGAGUUGGGUCGCCAGAAGAGCAUCAAAGCAUUGAUGGCGGAAAAAUCAAUCUCAUAUACGGAAGCAAGCCAAGUUUUCCCAACUGUUAAAAGGUCUUAUGCUGAGGUCUCAAGAUCAGCCAACCUUAUAGUUUCAUCUCCCAACAAAACUCCAUCCCAACAAAGAGUGUCUACAAGAAAACAGUCCAACUCAAGCCUAAAUCACAUGCGCCCCUCUCUCCUAGCUAUGAUAAGAAGGCCCAUCGGGCCCUUAUCCAAGACUACUCUUUCUCCCGUCUAA
Spodoptera littoralis (African cotton leafworm) is the source of this 1176-nucleotide messenger RNA. The record is from the annotation of a GenBank genome assembly. Lineage: Eukaryota; Metazoa; Arthropoda; Insecta; Lepidoptera; Noctuidae.